This is a messenger RNA of Penicillium cinerascens, 4458 nucleotides long. Its product is annotated as putative UDP-glucose:glycoprotein glucosyltransferase. The record is from RefSeq and is a predicted model, not a curated record. Gene Ontology annotation, molecular function: UDP-glucose:glycoprotein glucosyltransferase activity. Bases 1 to 4458 code for a protein of 1485 amino acids. The transcript is spliced from 5 exons. Lineage: Eukaryota; Fungi; Ascomycota; Eurotiomycetes; Eurotiales; Aspergillaceae. Gene Ontology annotation, cellular component: endoplasmic reticulum.
AUGAAGGCCCCGUCAACAUGCCGCACCUCCUGGUGCUGGUAUGCUGCUCUUGGAGCUUUGUUACCAGGCCUGCUGGCGAAUGCCAGCCCGGCUGUCAAUGUGGCUCUCCAGGCUUCAUUCGACUCGUCUCCGUACCUCGUGGAACUGCUAGAGUCGGCCGCUGAGGAGAACUCGACCGCCUACUUCCCAUUGCUUGACCGAAUCGCCGACGGCACCUUUGAAGAUGCGACUACCGAAGAAGAGCUUUACCAUCGCUUCCUGCAGGUCGUCCAUGAAGAUGGGCACCUACGAACCGCUGAGAGUCUUUCGUCCUUUAAGCUGUCGCUUGCAGUCCGAUCGCCCGCCCCGCGAAUCCAGGCUCAUUACCAAUUUUACAACACCUCUGUUCAGCAGUCAUUGAUGGCUGCUCAGGAUGCGGCUUGUCCGGUCUGGGUUCACUCCGAAGGAAAGCAGUAUUGCUCCUCAGCCAUGGAGAGGGCACAACAGGAUGUCGAGGGAGAAUUAGACCCUAGGGAAUUGCCCUUCGAUCGAGUCCUGGGCGAUUUGUCCCUUCCUCCGGCCAUUCUCUACGCAGACGUUUCCGCGCCCAUGUUUAAAGAUUUCCACGAGACGUUGAGUGAUAUGGCGAAGCAGGGCCAGAUCUCGUAUCGCUUGCGCUACCGACCGCCUCAGCAUUGGACCUCCCGUCCUCUGUUUGUGUCUGGAUACGGUGUCGAGCUGGCUUUGAAACGGACGGACUACAUUGUCAUUGAUGACCGAGAUGCCGAACAGCGAGAUGAGAGCUCGAAGGAUAGCACGACAACUGGACAGUUGAAGGAGGAUGCGCCUGAUGACCUGCGGCCUCUUUCCUCCUCCGAAGUGUCUAGAUUGGGCAUGAACUCUGCAGCCUAUGUUAUGGACAGCGAGGAUCCUUUGGGCACUUUGCUCAAACUAUCCCAGAACUUCCCAAGGUACUCGUCCACUGUGGCAGCUCACAACGCUACCAAGGAACUGCGCAACGAAAUCCGUGUUAACCGGGCGGGAGUGAUCCCGCCUGGAUAUAAUGUCAUGUGGAUCAACGGUGUACAAAUUGAUUCUCGGCAGAUUGAUGCCUUUUCUCUUCUGGACAGUCUCCGUCGGGAGAGAAGGUUGAUCGAGAAGUUCCGAGACCUAGGCAUUUCUGGACAGGAGGCUGUGAAGCUGUUGUCGCACCCACUGCUCGCUGAAGCUCACUCGGACGAUGACGUGCAGCGAUAUGAUUUCCGCGAUCAGUUGGAAGGUGGUGACGUUAUCAUCUGGCUGAACAAUCUAGAGAAGGACUCUAGAUACAAGGCCUGGCCCGGUGACCUCGAAUCGUAUGUUGUGAGUGCCUAUCCAGGACAAUUGCCGCCAGUCCGCCGUGACCUGCACAACGUCGUCGUGCCUGUGGACUUGUCCGAUCCCGAAGAUAUGCUUUUGGUUGUCAAGCAGGUCCAGAUGUUCAUCAAGCGGUCUAUUCCCGUGAGAUUUGGCUUGGUGCCUACUGCUUCGUCUCCUGAAUCGAUUGCUCAAUUGAAGGUAGCACACUACCUCCACGAGACCUAUGGACUUUCCGGUCUCAUGGGAUACCUGGAAGAGUCUGCUUCCAAACCGAAAAAGGGCGGCCCCGAAAAGUCGGUUUUCAACCUUGCAGUGAAAGAGCGGGAACCCCGUGCUGAAAAGGAGGUUCUUUCUCUCGACGACUUAUUGAAGAACGAGCAUUACAGCACUGUGGCAGCUCACACCGUUGAUUACCAGCGUCGCUUGAGUCUCACGGGCGAGGCUCCGCAUUUCCUGGUCAAUGGUAUCCCGAUUUCCCGCGACGGGAACUGGAUGCAGGAGAUGAGUAUGACGAUUGGCAGGGAUCUAAAGCUGAUCCAGCAGGGUAUUGUCGACGGAGUCAUCGAGGAGGAUGCCUGGCUGCCGGAAUUCUUCUUGGGCUCGUCUUUUGAACGACGCAACACUUUCCUCAUGCCCGAAGACCCUAAGAGCGUGCAGAUUGUGGACCUUGCCAGUAUUUUUGGACCUGAUGCAAACUUGGACAAGAUCCCCCGAAUCGAACCCAAGGAGGGUGUUCUGGGCGGGAUCCAUGUCAUCCUUGUUGGUGAUUUCGAGUCGAAGGAGGCCAUGAAACUCCUGACUGAUGCUCUCAACUUCCGGAAGGAGAAUGGGGAGGUGGAGCUUCUCCUGGUGCACAAUGGUGCCUCCGAUUCCCAAGAGGAUACCCCGAAUCUAAACAAGAUAGAAAACUUGAUCACCAAGGGCGAGAGUAUUGACAACAUCCUGGCAAGCAUUGGUGCUCAGGACUCUGGAACAUACGCAGAGGCGCAAAGCCAAGAAACAAUUGCUACCCACCGACGACUUGCUGAGAAACUUGGAUUUGAGCCUUGCACUGAAGGCCUCGUUGUCAACGGGAGGGCAGUCGGUCCUAUUGACAAGGAAUCUGGCCUAAGCGUCGACGAAUUGGCUCAGCUUAUCGCCUACGAACGUGUCAAACGCAUCGACCCUGUUGCUGGGGCUUCCCUGAGUCUUGGACUGAACACGAAGCUCUCUAAGCCGCUUGACCUGGCUAAGCUCAUUUCGCUCGUGUCACUGUCGACGAUCUCAGAUGUCCCCGAGGGGAUUUUUGAAUCCACACCCGACUUCCGAUUGGACGUGUCAGAUAAUUGGAAGACCGAACAUUCUGUCAUUACUGUUUCGAACUCCGAGGAUCCGGCGAUCAAUGUUGCGGCUGUCUUGGACCCCGCGUCGGAGGUAGCCCAGAAAUGGCUGCCCAUUCUCAAGGUCAUCUCUGAAUUGGCUGGUGUCCGGCUUCAGAUCUUCUUGAACCCCAAAGAGGAGAUUCAGGAGCUUCCUGUCAAGCGCUUCUAUCGCUAUGUGCUGGAAUCGGAGCCAAAGUUUGCCUCCGAUGGAUCUUUGUCUCGCCCUGAAGCGUCAUUCUCCGGUGUGCCGGUCGAGGCAUUGCUUACGCUGGGCAUGGACGUACCUACUUCGUGGCUUGUUGCACCCAAGGAGUCAGUCCAUGACCUGGACAACAUCAAACUGAGCUCGCUCCAGACUGGUUCAAAUGUUGACGCUAUUUACGCCUUGGAGCAUAUCUUGAUUGAAGGUCACUCUCGGGAUGUCACCACCAAGACUCCACCGCGAGGCGUGCAGCUCAUUUUGGGAACAGAAGAGAACCCUCACUUUGACGACACCAUUAUCAUGGCCAACCUGGGCUACUUCCAGUUCAAGGCUCAGCCUGGCCUGUGGCAGAUCAAUCUGAAGCCCGGCCGUAGCGAGAAGCUCUUCAACAUUGACAGCGUCGGUGGUCUGGGCUAUCGCCCUCAGCCUGGUGACGAAAACAACGAAGUCACCCUCCUAUCCUUCCAAGGCCGAACGAUCUUCCCACGUCUCUCCCGCAAAGCCGGCUACGAGGAUGAAGACGUACUCGAAACCGGCCACAAAGCGGGCUCGACAAUGGACUACGUAUCCAAGGGCCUCAACUUUGCCUCCGGAGUCCUCUCAAGCGUUGGAGUAGGAUCCAAGAGCAGCAGCGAGCAACACGCAGACAUCAACAUCUUCUCCGUCGCCAGCGGCCACCUCUACGAGCGCAUGCUCAAUAUUAUGAUGGUCUCCGUCAUGCGCCACACCAAACACACCGUUAAGUUCUGGUUCAUCGAACAAUUCCUCUCGCCUUCAUUCCGCGCCUUCCUGCCCCAUCUCGCCCAAGAAUACGGCUUCUCCUACGAGAUGGUCACCUACAAAUGGCCCCACUGGCUUCGCCACCAGCGCGAAAAGCAACGCGAGAUCUGGGGCUACAAGAUACUCUUCCUGGACGUGCUGUUCCCUCUAUCCCUGGACAAGGUCAUCUUCGUGGACGCGGACCAGAUCGUCCGCACAGAUAUGUACGACCUCGUUACGCACGACUUGCAAGAUGCGCCGUAUGGGUUCACACCAAUGGGCGAUUCGCGGACCGAGAUGGAGGGCUUCCGCUUCUGGAAACAGGGCUACUGGUCCACCUUCCUACGCGGCCGUCCGUAUCACAUCUCCGCCUUAUACGUGGUCGACCUCAACCGUUUCCGUGCUCUGGCCGCCGGUGACCGGCUUCGUGGGCAAUACCAGAUGCUCUCGGCCGAUCCCAACAGUCUUAGCAAUCUGGACCAGGAUCUGCCGAACCAUAUGCAGCACCAUAUCCCUAUCCAUAGCCUGCCGCAGGAGUGGCUGUGGUGUGAGACAUGGUGUUCGGAUGAGGAUCUGGCGAGCGCGAGGACUAUUGAUCUUUGCAAUAACCCCCAGACUAAGGAGCCUAAAUUGGCCCGGGCUCGGAGACAGGUUCCUGAGUGGACGGUGUAUGAUGAUGAGAUUGCGGCACUGGCGAAGCGUGUUGCAAGUGAGCAGGUUGAGUUCGUGCAGACUGGGGAGGAGGAACGGAAGGUUGAUGAGAAGGAUGUGAAUGAAGACCGCAAGGACGAGUUAUAG